Messenger RNA from Coniosporium apollinis CBS 100218, 189 nucleotides. RefSeq lists its product as uncharacterized. Lineage: Eukaryota; Fungi; Ascomycota; Dothideomycetes. The record is from RefSeq and is a predicted model, not a curated record. The transcript has a single exon. Bases 1 to 189 code for a protein of 62 amino acids.
AUGCUGAAGCGUAUGAAGAUUGGCAAGAUCUUUCUUUGGUAUAGUGAUUGGUGUAACAAGCCGUUGGGUAAAGACCGGCGCAAGAAGGAGCAUCAUAGGGAAGAGUUUCUGGAGGUCAGGCGUAUCGAGCGGGAGAUUCGGAGGAAAAACCUGAAGAGGAUGCGUGUCAAGAAGAAGAAGGCUUCCUAG